Messenger RNA from Apus apus (common swift), 2890 nucleotides. RefSeq names its product regulator of MON1-CCZ1 (gene RMC1). The coding region runs from base 1290 to 2792 and encodes 500 amino acids. Gene Ontology annotation, biological process: regulation of autophagy. Gene Ontology annotation, cellular component: lysosomal membrane; late endosome membrane; Mon1-Ccz1 complex. Lineage: Eukaryota; Metazoa; Chordata; Aves; Apodiformes; Apodidae. The record is from RefSeq and is a predicted model, not a curated record. The transcript is spliced from 17 exons.
ACUUUGAAAUGUGUGGAUUUUUUGAAUUUUAUUCCAGAUAGCCCUCAGCUAGAAUAUACACAGGAAUGUAAGGUAAGUUAAGUAGAUGUCCAAAGCUUAUAUGCUUAGGUGAAACUCUCAUGUUAGUUUCGCUGGUGGCCUCUACUCUGCAAGAGACCUUAUUGAGAUACCUACCAAAACACUAACAUGAAGUAAAUGAGAAAUGUAGGCACUACUAUCUCUCUAAACUGAGGUAAGUGAAUAAGGGUGAACAAUAGCAUCAAGAACUUCCUGGUCCAGUCACUUUAAUUCUUUCCUAGAAAGGACUUGAAAUGCUGUGGAGGCAGCAAACGUCAAGGUUUGGGAUGGAGAAGAGAGAAAGUGCUAAUGAUAAAGAAACAGUGGACCGUAAUUAUACUAAUGCCAGAUAUGUUAGUGUGGAUGAUUUAUACUAAUCUCACUGAUCAUUCGUAGUAAGCUAUGACUAGUUUGCACACUAGUUUGGUAUUUUUAAACAGCCCUUCUAGUUUUUUUAUUAUUUUGCCAGAAACAAGUGCCAUUGCCCUUUGUUGGUACUGUCCAACUUCUAGCCAAGAUACAUUACAUUUUGAGGUCAUAGAAUGCUAAAGUAAUUUUUUUAACAUCCGAUUUGCACAGAUCCCUUUAUUCCUGUAGUCUUUAAAGUGGAAGCACUCUCUGCUUUGUUGUUUAGGAUUGUGUUUGAGUAAACCGUUCUAGUUUAUGGUAGUGUUCUGAGCAGACUCAUGGCAAACAUUUCCACUUCAUUCUUUGUUUCUGUCAAUGGAAGGAACACACUUUUCAUGUCAGGAAUUGGUUGAAUUGGCAGGAUGGUUUGAACCAGAAGAACUCAGUUGUAUUUACAGUGAAAUAAAAGAAAAUUGACUGUGUAAUACCAACUUUUAAAUCUUACAUGCUGCUGAAAAUGGAGGUCAUACAGUAGUUGUGUUCAUACAUCGUUUUGGAAGUCUCUACAAAAACAGGUGAUGCAUGCUGGGUGUCUAGUUGGCCAAAAGUGUUAAUUCCAGUGACUGGAUAACUAAAUUGCCUUUGGUCUUGCGUUCUUCAUGUAGUCGUAUUAGCUUAUUUGAAUAGUUAAUUUUUCCAAGUAAAAGAGUGUUUGUUUGCUUGUUUAUUAAAAGACAAAGAAUGCCAAUAUUCUAGGAUUCUGCUGGACCAGUUCUACAGAAAUCGUCUUCAUCACAGAUCAAGGAAUUGAAUUCUACCAGGUAUUACCAGAGAAACGAAGUUUAAAACUUCUGAAGAAUCAGAGUAUUAAUGUCAACUGGUACAUGUAUUGUCCAGAGAGCUCUGUUAUUCUUCUGUCAACCACUGUCCUUGGCAAUGUCCUGCAGCCAUUCUAUUUCAAGAGUGGAACAAUGUCAAAACUAUCAAAAUUUGAAAUUGAAUUACCUGCAGCACCCAAGUCCUCCAAGCUUAGCCUUUCUGAAAGAGACAUUGCUAUGGCUACAAUAUACGGACAGCUUUAUGUUCUCUAUCUGAGGCAUCACUCAAGGACAUCCAAUAGCACGGGAGCAGAAGUAGUCCUCUAUCACUUACCCAGAGAGGGCUCCUGUAAGAAGACACAUAUUUUAAAGCUGAACAGAACUGGAAAGUUUGCACUGAAUGUUGUGGAUAACUUGGUGGUAGUACAUCAUCAGGAUACUGAGACUUCAGUUAUAUUUGACAUCAAGCUAAGAGGAGAAUUUGAUGGGUCUGCUACCAUCCAUCAAUUUGUACUUCCACCUCGAUCAAUACAACCAUAUCAAAUACCUGUAGCAGGUCCAGCCUCUGUGACAAGCCAGUCUCCUGUUCCAUGUAAACUCUAUUCUUCUUCUUGGAUUGUCUUUCAACCUGAUAUCAUCAUCAGUGCAAGUGAAGGUUACCUCUGGAGUCUUCAAGUAAAACUUGAACCUGUAGUUAACCUACUGCCAGAUAAAGGAAAACUAAUGGAUUUCCUCCUCCAAAGGAAAGAAUGCAAAAUGGUUAUCCUCUCUGUGUGCUCUCAAAUGCUCAGUGAGCCAGAAAGGGGAUCACUGUCUGUGAUUGCAACUGUUUUUGACAAACUGAAUCACGAAUAUAAGAAGUACUUGGAAGCUGAGCAAAGCUACACUAUGGUGGUAGAAGCAGGCCUGAGUAGAAGUAAUCCACUCCUGAAACGUCCAGUCCGCACUCAAGCAGUCAUUGACCAGUCUGACAUGUACACACAUGUUUUAUCUGUAUUUACAGAGAAGAAGGAAGCCCCCCAUAAGUUCACUAUAGCAGUCUUGAUGGAAUACAUUCGCUCUCUUAACCAAUUCCAGAUUGCAGUUCAGCACUACUUGUACGAGCUGGUCAUCAAAACGCUUGUUCAACACAACUUGUUCUACAUGCUCCAUCAGUUUCUGCAGUACCAUGUGCUCAGUGACUCAAAACCUUUGGCUUGUCUGUUACUGUCCCUGGAAAGCAUUUACCCUCCUGCACAUCAGCUCUCUCUGGACAUGUUAAAAAGACUUUCCACAGCAAAUGAUGAAAUAGUGGAAGUUCUGUUGUCCAAACACCAAGUGUUGGCUGCCUUGAGAUUCAUCAGGGGUAUUGGAGGACACGACAGCAUUUCAGCCCGCAAGUUCCUCGACGCAGCAAAACAAGCAGAUGACGAGAUGCUUUUCUAUACCAUAUUCAGAUUCUUUGAACAGAGAAAUCAGCGGUUACGGGGAAACCCAAGUUUCACACCAGGUGAGCACUGUGAAGAACACGUCACCUUCUUCAAGCAAGUUUUUGGAGAGCAAGCUCUCAUGAAGCCCACAACGUUCUGAAAGACUCUGCCAUUGAAAUGUAUAAACUUAAUUUAUUGCAUUUAAGUAGAUUUUUGAACUACAAAAUUGCUAUUUUAUAAUAAAGUAUAUACAAGACA